Molecule: messenger RNA, 1742 nt
Organism: Hyaena hyaena (striped hyena)
Lineage: Eukaryota; Metazoa; Chordata; Mammalia; Carnivora; Hyaenidae
Gene: HPGD
Product: 15-hydroxyprostaglandin dehydrogenase
Exons: 7
Coding region: 240-1040 (266 amino acids)
Cellular component (GO): cytoplasm
Molecular function (GO): oxidoreductase activity, acting on the CH-OH group of donors, NAD or NADP as acceptor
Source: RefSeq, a predicted model, not a curated record
GGGGAGGCUGUGACCUGGGCGGCGAGUCAGCAAGGCAAAGAUCGCGAAGCUUGGCGCCCCGGAGCGCUCAGCGCCAGGUGACACAGCCGUGGGCUCCCCGGCGCGGGCUUGACAGUUUCAUCCCCGCCCACUCGCAGGAGAACGCUCCCCGGGCUGCACGCGCGCGCGCAGGGGGCCUUAAAAGCUGCGGCCGCGCGGAGACGCCGAGCUCGCCCACCGCCCGGAGCAGCGGCCGCAUCAUGCACGUGAACGGCAAAGUGGCGCUGGUGACCGGCGCGGCGCAGGGCAUCGGCAGAGCCUUUGCGGAGGCGCUCCUGCACAAGGGCGCCAAGGUAGCGCUGGUCGACUGGAAUCUUGAAGCAGGUGUAAAGUGUAAAGCUGCCUUGGAUGAGCAGUUUGAACCGCAGAAGACUCUAUUCAUCCAGUGCGAUGUGGCUGACCAGGAUCAACUGAGAGAUACUUUUAGAAAAGUUGUAGACCACUUUGGAAGAUUGGACAUUUUGGUCAAUAACGCUGGAGUGAAUAAUGAGAAAAACUGGGAAAAAACCGUGCAGAUUAACUUGGUUUCUGUUAUCAGCGGAACCUAUCUUGGCUUGGAUUACAUGAGUAAGCAAAAUGGAGGUGAAGGCGGCAUCAUUAUCAACAUGUCAUCUUUAGCAGGACUCAUGCCCGUUGCACAACAGCCUGUUUAUUGUGCUUCAAAGCAUGGCAUCAUUGGAUUCACACGCUCAGCAGCGAUGGCAGCUAAUCUCAUGAACAGCGGCGUUAGACUGAAUGCCAUUUGUCCAGGCUUUGUUAACACACCCAUCCUUGAAUCCAUUGAGAAAGAAGAAAACAUGGGACAAUAUAUAGAAUACAAAGAUCACAUCAAGGAUAUGAUGAAGUUCUAUGGAAUUUUGGACCCAUCGGUUAUUGCCAAUGGAUUAAUAACGCUCAUUGAAGAUGAUGCUUUAAAUGGAGCUAUUAUGAAGAUCACAACUUCUAAGGGAAUUCAUUUUCAAGACUAUGAAACAACUCCAUUUCACGCAAAAACUCAGUGAACAUCUGUAUCAUCCAUACCUGAAAAUAAGAACUAAUGACUUCUAUUAGACCAUAUCUUCAUUUGAAUAUAGCUUUUUAAAGGAAAUGUUUUUGUCUGAAGCUUUCCUUCAUGCAUUUGCUAUUCAUUUUAUUUCCAAAUGAUUAGUUAAGUAUUUGGAUUAAAAAAAAUCAGGAGCUAUCAAAAAUAUGAUGUGAAGCAAAGCUAACUUUUGAUCUUUAUAGUCUAAGUCAUGAUUAAAACAAAGGAUAUUCAAGGAAUAUUCUACCUUUCAGAAAAUAUAUUUAAAUUUGUGGUACAUAAAUAUUAAUGUUUUUCGGAAUAUCAUUUCAAAGGAGAUACUUGAAUUGUUAUUUAAGUCAAACCAGAUGUAAAAAUCUCAUUUUGUUUUUAUGUUCUCAAGAGAGACGCUACCUACAAUGGCAAAUUUUUAGGAACAAUAACUUAUAUGCCACCUUUCAGCUGAACAUUUCAGCUCUUUAAAGUUGUGGCAUAUUUGGGGGCCAGUUAAGAAAUAAAUUAUAGUGUGAAUAUACCCCAAAUGAAAAAUCUGAUGUAUGAGAAAAUGACAGAAAGUAACUGGUUGAGAUGUUGAUCCAUAGUUCAGCCUCCCAUAUAGGAAAGCCAUUUCUUUCCUGUUUGCUAAUUUUAAGAAAUUUAAUUUUGAGGGCACCUGGGUGGCUCCAGGCAGUUGAGCAGCUGA